GCGCGGAAACAAGCAUAAGGGCAGAAAACUAAUAGAAUUCUGUUAUCCGAAAAUUGAAUAAAAUAAGGCUCUGAGAAAUGGCGGGAGGGAAGCUGAACCGGUACUUCUAGGGUUUGAAGAUUCUUCGCUUGAAGCACAUUACAGUAGAAGAAUGAUGCAUGGAAGUCAAUUCGAUGGCAACGCUGCCUUCUCCGGUGGCGGAUUCAUGCCAUCUCAGGCUACCCAGGCCCCUGAUCCUUCCUUCUCGCCGGCGAAAAAUCGAGAUGUCCAGUCAUUGCUUCCGUUGACAGUGAAGCAGAUAAACGACGCAUUCUUGUCUAGUGGUGAUCAAUCGAAUUUUGUUAUUGAUGGCGUUGAUGUUAAUAAUGUUAAGCUUGUAGGAAUGGUGCGCAAUAGAGCAGGAAGAAUUACUGAUGUGACUUUUUCACUGGAUGAUGGCACUGGAUGGAUUGAUUGUAGCAAAUGGGUCAAUGAAGCUGCAGAUUCAAGUGAAGUUGAGGGAAUACUGGAUGGCAUGUACGUCCGGGUCCAUGGCCACUUGAAAAGCUUCCAGGGAAGAACUUUGAAUGUCUUUUCUAUCAGGCCUGUGACCGACUAUAAUGAGAUCACAAGUCACUUCAUUGAAUGCAUAUAUGUUCAUUUUUACAACACCAGGUUACGGAAACAACAAAGUAGCAGUAUGACUACUCAGCCACCGGUGCCAAAUUUAUCUAAUACUCCUAUGAAAGGAUAUCAAGCUCCCAUUCUUAAUCAAUAUUCUGGUCAAGUGGGUGGUGAUGGUUGGAAGAGCCUUGAGCAGAAGAUUUUAGAUUUUUUGCAACUUCCUUCAUGCGAUACUGAUAGGGGUGCACACCGUGAUGUCAUUGCUCAACAUCUUAAAGUUCCACUCGAGAAGCUCAUUCCAGCGAUGAAAAAUCUAGAAGAGGAAGGCCUGAUGUACUCAACUACUGAUGAAUAUCACUUCAAAUCAACUGCCAACGGUUGAUGUCUCUAUUAUGGUGUAGCUAAGGCAAGGUUAGUUCCUGCCGUCCUUACUUGUCAUCUAUGGUUGAAGUUAGGAAAAAUCUUCGUAGCCAUAUAUGAUCCGUUCAGAACAGUUUUAGCCUCUACUAACUUGCCAGCGAACAAAAAAAGAUACAAUGAAAACCAAAGCCCCCAUGACCAUGACUCGCUGAAACUUUUGUAAUGACAUUUGUCUCUGCGACAUUUUUGGAAUGCAACAGAAUAGGGAGCAGCCUGCAAAGGUGGAUUUGGCCGAUUCCCAGAA
Messenger RNA from Cucurbita pepo subsp. pepo (vegetable marrow), 1267 nucleotides. Its product is annotated as replication protein A 32 kDa subunit A. Gene Ontology annotation, molecular function: single-stranded DNA binding. NCBI's taxonomy places the organism in Eukaryota, Viridiplantae, Streptophyta, Magnoliopsida, Cucurbitales, Cucurbitaceae. The record is from RefSeq and is a predicted model, not a curated record. Gene Ontology annotation, cellular component: nucleus; chromosome, telomeric region; site of double-strand break. Gene Ontology annotation, biological process: double-strand break repair via homologous recombination; DNA replication; nucleotide-excision repair.